AUGUCUUCUCCUACGACAACGUUGAUGCCCUUUGCGCAGCUGCCAGCUUGUGCAACACAAUGUGGUGUCAUGUACGAUGCCAACGGCGCUUGCGUCCCUCCUGCUGCCGCGCAGGCCGAUGAGACGACCUACGAGAAAUGCUUCUGCAGUUACAGUGCUCUGCAGCCCUGGAAGACCGCCGCCACCGGCGUGUGUGACUACGCCGGGUGCGAUGCCGCUGGCUUCAGCAGCAUUCAAGGGUGGUUCACAUCCCUGUGCAACGCCGUCGAUGGCAAUGCUGUUGCAACAACAUCUGGAGCUUCUUCCACGGCUACCAGCGGUUCAUCAAAAGGCUCAAGCAACAGCGGCAAUGGUGGAGACUGGCUCUCCAACCACUGGAGAUGGGUCGUCAUGCUUGUCAUCCUCGUCGUUGCCAUCGCCGGCAUCUGGAUCGGUGCUUGCAUCUGGCGCCGCCGCUACCUCAGGAGGAAGGAUCGCAUGUACGAGCUUGGCAAGCACGCUCACAAGGGCCCCAGCGGUAUUAUCGCUGGCUCCGGCGUCGACGUCAACCAUGCCGGUCUCGCCCAAGGACCCGGCUCAUUUAUGCCUGGACCUGCUCCUGCCGCUUAUGAGGAGAAGCCACCCAAGGAGAAGAAGAAGUGGGUUGUCAACGAGCGGACGUAA
This is a messenger RNA of Colletotrichum chrysophilum, 663 nucleotides long. RefSeq lists its product as uncharacterized. Bases 1 to 663 code for a protein of 220 amino acids. The transcript has 3 exons. The record is from RefSeq and is a predicted model, not a curated record. NCBI's taxonomy places the organism in Eukaryota, Fungi, Ascomycota, Sordariomycetes, Glomerellales, Glomerellaceae.